Molecule: messenger RNA, 2052 nt
Organism: Saprolegnia parasitica CBS 223.65
Lineage: Eukaryota; Oomycota; Saprolegniomycetes; Saprolegniales; Saprolegniaceae
Exons: 6
Coding region: 1-2004 (667 amino acids)
Source: RefSeq, a predicted model, not a curated record
AUGGGCUCGCGCUGGCAGCAGCUCUACGGUCGCGCCGCGCCGUCCGAGAACCAAGAGACCCGUGACGACGACUCGUGGGUCGACGCGUGGCAGCGGCAUGUGCUCGUCGACGACGCGCGUCACCGCAUCCUCGACAACAACGACGACAGUGACGACGACGACGUGGCGUUUCCGUGGCCUCCGCCCCUGAGCCAUCUCGAUGCUGCGCCCGAGGUCGACGCCGACGUCCAAGCUCAAGCCAAGAAGCACAUCCAGGCGUGGCUGUACGUCGAAGAGUCGGCCAAGACCAUCAAGCAAGCGCUGCAUACAGGGAAGCCGUCGCGGGCAAAGCGACAGAUUCUGCAGCAACCACCGCCAACAGUUGUGAGAACACGGCCAGUCGCCGCUGCUCGGCACGUCCAGCGCCAUGUCGCGCCAGCGCCCACCAAGGUCAAGGCACCCACGCUCUCUCGUUCCGCUGCCCGUAGCACGCCCAAGACGGGCCCUGCUUUGCUGGCAGAGGAGCCUACUCAUCGCACUCGAAGUGCUUUGUCGGUGAAGCCGCGGGCUCAUAGCGCCACGAAAGAGCUGUCCCGCCAAGAGGUUGUCGCGUCGCGCCGACUCGCUCAGGAGAUCACUCGCGUCUCGGCGCUGCAGGAAGCCAACGCCCAGCGCACGUAUGCCCGCACCAUUCUCCGCAAGAUGUGGGGUGCGUGGGCUGAUUCAGCGCUGCGUGGACGCGCCGAGCUGCAGCACGCAACCCGCACGCACCGCCUCGCGGUGCUGCAGCGACAUCUGCACGCAUGGCGCCGCGUGACGCAAGCGUAUCAACGUGCGCGUGCUGCCGCCCACGCGCAAGCACGGCUCGAGACGCUCCGGGUGCUCGACCACCUCGCGGGCCAGCACCACCGCGCGAAAUGUCUCUUUCGGUGCUUUGUGCACUGGCGCGCAUUCGCAGCGCGCAGCAAGCGCGAGAAGGCGCAGGGUGUCGGCGCCAGCCAGCGCCGGCAGCUGGCCGCGACACUGCUGACCGCUGCGUUGGCACCAGAGGCUGCGUCUCACCGCGACUGCGGGACAUCGCCGGCCUUUCCAAAGCAGAACGUCGUGCGUCGGUCGGUGCAGCUAUGGACGCUCCAAGCCGCUGCCAGCCCCGUGAAGGGCCAGGCUACGAGUCCGCUGCUGCAGAAAAAGCCAAAACCCAAAGUCAAAAUACAGCGGUGCGACGCGCCACCUCCCGCCGCCAUUGUCGACAUGCACGCGCGCAUGGCCGAGCGGAAGGCGCGCUGGGACCUGCUGCAAGAAAAGUAUAAGCUCAAGCAAGCCAUGGCCGCCGAGGUCGAGGCGCAGAUGCGCGCGGCCCAAGCCGCCGCGGCCGAGGAGGAGCGUCUGGCUGCGAUCGAGCGCAAGCGGGCUCUGAAGCGCGAGGCGCAGCGUAAGGAGGAGGCGGCGUUGCAGGAGAAGGAGCUGCGUCGCCAGCAACUGGUGCUUGCCAAGCGCCACGCCGCGCGCGCCACCGUCUACUGGCGCGGGUUUCUCCCGUGGUGGCACCGGCACGUCUACUCCAAACGGCAAGUGACCAAAGCCCUCAAUUGGCACCACGACACGCUGCUCUGCUAUGCAUUUCGUGCGUGGACGAGGUUUCUACUGGCUGCGCGGGCCGAUCGAGCGCGUGCCGAGGACGAAGCGCUCGAUGAUGCGCGAUGGUACUAUCAGUACCGGCGCAUGCGCGUGCUCUUUGCGCAGUGGAAGGCAACCCGCAUGCAAACACAACGCAAGGCCGAGAGCAUUGCUCAGCAGCACGGUUGGCAGCUCGUCGCCACGGUGUGGCACGGCAUGCAUGCUCGCGUGGCGGCGCGCGCCGAACGACUCCAAGCGGCGCAGAGGCAGAGGACGCGACGGCAAUGCGCCCAUGUUGUGGCCACGUGGCGCGCGUUUGUGCGUGGGUCGCAAGCGGCGGCCGCGGCCGAGAAGGAGAAAGAGGCCAUGCGGCGACAAGUGUUCGAGUGGCUACGCGAGGCCGGGUAAAUGUAUAUUCUCAAACACGACAAUCCAAUCAACGCAGCCUAGCUGAAC